AAAAUUCACCCGUGCCGGCAUUUAUGAGUUAGUUCUACACGUGUGAACAAGUCGUGUAUUUAGUAGAAAUCGUUGAAAGGAUAAAACAUGAAAAGUUAUUCAUUGGUAUUUGUAACUGUAAUACUUGGGAUUAUGGCAAACGAAGAAAGCGAAGAUAGAACGAAGCGACAAAUAAACGCGUUACCUCUAAUAUAUCCAUAUGGAGCGAUUUAUAAGCUAAUCAUUGGGAUGACUUCACCAAUACCUACCAAGGAUCACGUAAACUUAGCUUUCAUUCUGAAUUUUCAAUACCAAUACAUGCAGUUUCAAAACAUUUCCCAACUCUCUCAAUACUAUAUAAUAAAGGAUGUAUCGAGAGAAGAAAGAGAAGCUGACUGGGCUUCGAGAUAUGAUGAACGUCUUGUGUUUUAUAACUCUUUUGCUGAUAUGUUAGAUGUGAAAGGAAUGAGUGGCCAGGAUUGUGUACACCGAGCAAUUUGCGAAGCUGCCCAGUUCCCAGUAGGCGAAGAUGGUCUAUUUGGUGAAAUCAUUCACGUGUUACUCACGCCCGAUUACGGAAAAAAAAUAUUUGAAGAAGAUUCUACCUGGAAAGAUGAUACGUCUUCUUAUAUAGACGCGGCCACAGCUGGAAGACAAAUGUUUGAAUGCGCGUACAUAUACAACAAGUGUCCUGAAGGCAGUGGGGUUUUAGAUCUGAUAUCAAUACUGACAGAUGGAUAAAGUAUUAAAUAAAAACAUAGUAAAAUAAACUUUGUUUAAAUUAGAAUACCUACUGUAUAUGAACAGCUUAAAAACUCACUCUGUUAUUAAUAGUUAUUUUAAGUCAUUGUGUAGUUUCGCAACUUUACAAUUUUUGAUUUAGUUCAGCUCUCUCUUUCCAGCAUAGCUUAAAGUACAAUUUGACCGAAAGAGAAAAAAGAGUACAGUUUUUGUGUUCAGACAAAUUACUAGUCUUAGGAGGCUUUUAAACUUGUCAGUAUUACUUUUAUUCAUUUGAAGAUCCUUGUUUUUUCUAUGCAAACUCCUUUUUAAACAGAGCACAUUGAACCUAGAGCUGACUGAUAUUAGGUUUUAUUUAAACAAAAUCAACAGUCCCUAACUCAUGGCAACAUUACAGUAAUUGAAGUAAUUAUAUAUUAUUGUUAUAGUAACCUUUAACUUGUAUUGUAUAAUGUUAUUUUCAUGUAUUGUUAUCCUUAUAUUUCUUUUUCUGAUCUGAAACUUCAGGUUAUAUUGGACAAAAUACAUUUGUUAAAUUUAUGUCAUCACUGUAUUAUUUAUAA
Messenger RNA from Pieris napi, 1283 nucleotides. RefSeq lists its product as uncharacterized. Bases 88 to 720 code for a protein of 210 amino acids. The record is from RefSeq and is a predicted model, not a curated record. The transcript is spliced from 5 exons. NCBI's taxonomy places the organism in Eukaryota, Metazoa, Arthropoda, Insecta, Lepidoptera, Pieridae.